Molecule: messenger RNA, 3135 nt
Organism: Scophthalmus maximus (turbot)
Lineage: Eukaryota; Metazoa; Chordata; Actinopteri; Pleuronectiformes; Scophthalmidae
Gene: pgpep1l
Product: pyroglutamyl-peptidase I like
Exons: 5
Coding region: 199-1008 (269 amino acids)
Biological process (GO): proteolysis
Cellular component (GO): cytosol
Molecular function (GO): pyroglutamyl-peptidase activity
Source: RefSeq, a predicted model, not a curated record
CUGCAUCAGAUACUUGACUUACUUUAAGUGGGGUAUUGCUGCUCUUUCUAGACAUUUUUUUUCCAGACAUUGAUUUUUAAUAAUGAUAAUAAUAAUAAUAAUACAAAUAUAUAGUAAUUAUAUCAGUAAAUGGUAAGAAUUUAGUGUAAAUUAACUGACUGCUCAGUCUCACCAUCAGGUUAGUUCAAUAGUCACGAGAUGUUUAAGACCAGGACGAACAAAAAUAUUGAUGUCCAAAACCUACCGUGGGCACCUGAACGCAUCACUUCCACACGGAGGCUUCCACAUGUAUUUGCGCAGGACGAGCUCCCCCAAGCGGACAAACGGGGACUCGCAGGAGCGCGAUUGUUUUUCAGCGCACGGACACGAGAAGCGUCACGUGUCGAACACACCGCCCCGAUGAGUGGCCGUGACACCGUGGUGGUUACAGGGUUCGGACCUUUCAGACAGUUUCUCGUGAACCCGAGCUGGAGAGCCGCCCAGGGGUUGAAGUUGAUCGGACUGGGAGAGCGGAUUGAUGUUUGCAUCAAGGAGUUACCAGUGAGCUAUGUUCAGACUCAGCGAGUCAUUGCUGAGAUUUGGCAAACUCUCCACCCGAAGUUUGUUGUACAUCUGGGCAUAGCCAGAGGCUCCAGCGUCGUCACGUUGGAGCAAACGGGGAAGAACAGAGGCUACAGAGACAAAGACGUGCGCGGGCACUGUCCCGUAAGUCACUGCUGCGUGGACGAAGCACCAGAGGAACUCUGCUCAGUCAUUGACAUGAGGGCUGUUUCCAAACAGCUCAAAGAAGAAGCAGGGAUGGAUGUUGUUUAUUCAAGAGACGCUGGCAGAUACCUGUGCGAUUUUGCGUAUUACUGCUCACUGUACCACGGGCAGGGGAGGGCGGCCCUCAUCCACAUACCCACGUCUGGUGGCCUGGCCUCAGCUGACCGACUGGUACCUCUGCUGCAGACCCUCAUCCGGACCAUGCUGCCAGCCGACCGACCUGUCGGCGACAUGAAGAGGUGACGACAGCAGAUUCAUUAAAAAGGAUAUUUCACAGCAGUCAAACGGACACCACGCCGUGAAACACGAGAGGCUUCAGGGGCAAUGAAGCAGAACAAGCAUUCACAAGUUCUCAUUCAUUUAUUUAUUCAAAAUUUCAGGAGAAAAAAAAAGAAAGUACAAGAAAUUCUCAAGAUACACAUUUGGAGACGGCAUGUCCAAAAAAAACAACAAAAAAAACACCAUCUCAGCUAUAGGCGUGAAAAAACUUUUUGAGGCCUCAGAUACAGAGUUUGAAAGAAGACAGUCUAGUGGAGGUUUUGGAUUAUUUCUUUUCCCCAAUCAGGCAAUGAACACACAGAUCUUGUGAAAGCGCUAUAGUAAAAUAAUAUUAGUAGACCAAGGCCCCCUCAGACGCUAUAGGAAUGCAAAUCAUGAAAAGAGAGGCAUGAUAAUGAUAAACCUCAAACCUAUUAUUGCAGUUUGAACGCACUGACGCAUUCCUCCAUGAACCUGAGGUUUGCAUAAGAACAUUCUGAAGAUUUCGACUGACAGAUGAAUAUCUUAACUAGCUCGUGACUGUAUAUUUGCACUGGAAAUCUGCUGCUAGUGUGAAGCUGUAAACUAAGGCCUAUCGAGUUUUUUUUAGUUUUUCCCCCCCUAAUCCUGUUGUUUACCAUAUCUACCCGUAAUCUAUGCAACAUCCCCGUCCUAUCAUUUGUCCACGUGUUUGAUUGAAACGUUUGUGACAGGUUUGUGAUCUAAUGGUCACCAGUAAUUCAACAGUGACUCACCUCAUGACAGGUCAAUGUAAUGUCUACCCUCAGAAUUGAAAAGUGGAAAGAUAUAUAUAUACGUAUAUAUAAGAGAUGUAUUCAUAUUUUACCAUUACACACUGUACAUCCAAACUGGAAAGGAAGAAAAACACGUAAAUGUUCAGUUCCUACACAAGAUCUUUGGUUGCCAGUGGUGAUUUCUGUACCAGAUGUAAUGUUCCGCAGCAGUCAGACUUGUUUUUUUUCAACAAAAAGAAUUUGAACUCAUGCACAGAUUAAAUGCUCGAGGAGAAAACCAAGGUUUAGCAACCACAUUUCACAUUAGUUACCCAGUGGCCUUUUUCAUAAUACCAUUGUUUUUUAUUGCUUUUUGGGUAUUAUCUUCGACACAGAUUCUUUUCAAAUGAUUUUGUCUCCAGCUCUUUCAACACGUGUCCACUGUGAGUGAAAAAGAAAAGAAACGACGACUGAGGUUUUAAGUGAAGCUUGGAGAUGUAAAAGCUCCGCUGUCACCAUUACAAGAAACAUUUGGGAUGUCGGCAUAAGAUCCACAGAGGUGACUGUUCGAACCAGCAGCAUAACUAUAAGUAGCAGUACAACAGGCCAGGGGGGAAAAAAGCUGCGUUAAGUUUAAUUCCAAGUGAUCGGACAAGCCCCCCCAAAAAUGGUCAAUGCGAUAUUCACUCUGAUGACGGUGGAAGUGAGCACUAGAGCUGGAACGCCUUGACAUUCAGCAGGUAGACCUGGGCAGGGGAAAAAGGGGCUAAAAGAAUAAAACUUAUAAUCUCAGGGACAAGAACAAAGAUUCCUCUGCUGCUUGGAUUCCAGCACUGACCGGCAAACAAAGUUGUUCACCACACGUAGGAUGCGGAGUUGCUUCUGUCUCCAUAAAGGUUUUGUGUAUAAUGUACAGAAAUAUCUUUGUUACAUUCACAGUACUGAUCCAUACGCACGACUAAAUGUAUUUUAUGACAGCGGGAUCUGGAUGUUGGGGAGAAACUAAAGUUGGAGUUGUGUGGUGGCUGAACAGCAAAUAGAGUUUCCCUUUUUUCUUUCAAAUAUUCCUCAUGACGACUGUUUCGACUUCUGUAUAACUGUACUUAAUGAGGAUCUGUGUCUUUCGAGGACUUGAGGUCGUGACCGUACGUGUGGAGAUGGAAUGUGUGAUGGCGACGCCGUGCCCCCGGCCGCUCGUAUGAUCGUACACCUUACACCGUCACGUAAACCACACAGUCAAAUGAGAGUGUAGGUUUACAUAAUUGUAUAAUAUUUUCCUCAUAAAUACCCAACAACAGUUGUAUUGACCAAGUCUUUUCCCGUGUAUGCUCAGAGGUAUAAGAUGUACUUUACGUAAACCACUGGGCGAGAAAUUGGU